Molecule: messenger RNA, 1269 nt
Organism: Macrosiphum euphorbiae (potato aphid)
Lineage: Eukaryota; Metazoa; Arthropoda; Insecta; Hemiptera; Aphididae
Source: the annotation of a GenBank genome assembly
AUGCAGCACGUAGACGCAUUCAGUAGAUGCCAUGCCAUUUUAGUUUUAGAGUCUAACUCAUUCGAACAGGUGCUCGCCCUUAGGCAAAAUACAGACGAUGACAUUAUUAAAAUUAGGGACGAGUUAUUAACGAAAGAUAGUAAAUUAUUUGAGUUACGCAAUGGACUGGUAUACAGAAAAGAAAAUAAAAAUGUAAAAUUUUAUGUACCUAAGUCUAUGGAGUCAAACGUCAUACGAACGUGCCACGACGAUAUGGCACAUGUUGGCUUAUUGAAAGUUAUCGAAAACAUUUCGCGCGUAUACUGGUUCCCAGACAUGAAAACAAAGGUACGCGAUUAUGUCAAUAAUUGUUUAAAAUGUAUCGAAUUCACAGUUCCUAGUGGUAAAAAAGAAGGUUUUCUUAAUUAUAUUCCGAAGGGGGAUAAACCGUUUUUAACAAUACACGUAGAUCACCUGGGUCCCCUGGAGAAAACGGGAAACCGAAACAAGUUCAUUUUUGUCGUAAUUGACGCAUUCACAAAAUUCGUUAAAUUAUAUCCAUGUCGUAGUACAAAAACGGAAGAGGUAAUAAAACAUUUGCGUAAUUAUUUUCAAACAUAUUCGAAGCCACGGAAAAUAAUUAGUGACCGUGGCACGUCUUUUACGUCCGCAGCAUUUAAACAAUUUUUGGAAGACGAAUCUGUAAAUUUAGUGUUAGUCGCCGCAGGAACACCUAGGGCUAACGGCCAGGUGGAAAUCGUCAAUAAAUCUGUCGUACCCAUGUUAGCAAAAUUAUCUGAGUCUACGAAUAAAUGGGACAGAGUAUUAAAUGUAGUUGAGUUUGCAAUUAAUAAUACCAUACAUAGGUCAACUGGUCAGAGUCCGAGUGUUCUGUUAUUUGGAGUAAACCAGGUUGGCAUAGUGAACGACGAGAUAAGGCUAAUAUUAGAUAAUGAAAUAAAUACGAGUUGUGUAGACCUAGAGGAAGUGAGAACAAUAGCCGCCGAAUGCAUAGAGAAAGCACAGGAGGGUAACGCAGCUCAAUAUAACUCAAAACGGAAAACUCCGACAAUUUACAAAGAGAAUGAUUAUGUAAUGAUUACUAACGUAGAUGUGACGGUAGGUCAUAACAAGAAAUUAAUACCUAAGUUCCGUGGUCCGUAUGUAGUACGUAAGGUUUUGAACCACGACAGAUAUGUUAUCGGUGAUAUAGAUGGAUUUCAGGUAACACAACGUCCAUUCGAGACUAUCGUUGGUCCGGACAGAAUGAAAAUGUGGAUCAAGUUCUAA